Molecule: messenger RNA, 513 nt
Organism: Cannabis sativa
Lineage: Eukaryota; Viridiplantae; Streptophyta; Magnoliopsida; Rosales; Cannabaceae
Exons: 1
Coding region: 1-513 (170 amino acids)
Source: RefSeq, a predicted model, not a curated record
AUGACAGCAGGAAAUCAAGUUUGUCACUGGAGUAAACAGGUGUGGUUGAGGAUGAACAUACCAAAGCAUAGCUUUGUGCUUUGGCUAGCUGUGCAAGACAGGUUAAAGACCAGGCAAAGAUUGGUCAGAUUUCAGAUUGCAACAGAUGCAAAAUGCAUUCUUUGCAAUGAAUCUGAUGAAACAACCGAGCACUUGUAUUUCUGCUGCAAAUACUCGAAGGAGUGUCUUGAACAAGUCAAGGCAUGGCUCGGCUGGGGUGCUACAACCAAAUCACUGCAAGAGAUCAUUAGGUGGUUAAAUAGAGCCAAGAAAUCCAAGUUCAGAAAGGCUGUAUAUGCGGCUGCUACUGCAGCUUUAGUCUAUCAUAUUUGGAGAACCAAGAACUGCAUUUUAUGGCAGGGAAACAAUACUCAAAUGAUUCAAGAAGUGAAGUGGCAAGUAAAAACUAGGAUCACUUGUGUGAUGCCUAAAACAGUAGCUCAAAUAGAUUAUGACUGGUUUGAUUCUUUGUAA